Rhodofomes roseus is the source of this 1005-nucleotide messenger RNA. Its product is annotated as alpha/beta-hydrolase. The transcript has 4 exons. The coding region runs from base 127 to 1005 and encodes 292 amino acids. NCBI's taxonomy places the organism in Eukaryota, Fungi, Basidiomycota, Agaricomycetes, Polyporales, Fomitopsidaceae. The record is from RefSeq and is a predicted model, not a curated record.
GAUCCACACGGGUUCUCUCGGUCUGCGGUUGAACAACGUGUCUCAGCCUUGGGCGCGGUACUUAGGCAGGGCUGCGCAGUGCGUCUUGAGCACUACUCGCAGCGCUCCCAUCGACAACUGACCAACAUGACUACUUACCCGCGGAUUGCAAAGACCUUGACUUCCAGCGACGGGACGCCCGUGUAUGCCGAGGCCGUCGGCGACCGUAGUAAGCCCAGCCUGGUCCUUGCGCAUGGCAUAUACGCGUCCGCCGCUAUAUUCGACAACUUGUUCACCGACGAGCGGCUACUUGCGGAGGUCUACCUGAUCCGUUACGACCUGCGGGGGCACGGGAGGAGCGGAAAACCUACCAACCCAGAGGCGUAUGUUUCGUCGUUGUUUGCAGACGACUGGGCGGCAGUGGCGCGCGAGUUCGGUGUGAAGCGACCUAUUUGGUGCGGAUGCCCUGACGUGCGCGCUUCAGCGACCAUCGCAUGCGACAUGUAUGCGCACCUAUCUAACGAAACCAUCUCCGGGAUGGUCUGGCUGGCUGGCGUGCCCUACGUAGGGCCAGUCUUCAAUCAGAUCGCCAGGGAAGAAGGGCGCACCUACCUCCCGGGACACAUGAACGCCACCGACGUGGCAACGUACCGUGAGUCGAAGACCGACUUCGGCGACAUGCUCUUUCAAGACCCGGAUGGCAUGGACUUCAAUCUGAAGAUGUCGUGCCUCGGCAUGGCAUUCCUCCUGUCGCCACAGGUGACGCAGAACCUCCUCACGCGCACGCAGGAUCCGACCAAAUUCUAUGAGGCGGGCGCAAAGGGUCUGCCGUUGUUGGUCAUGAACGGAUCCGAAGACAAACUUGUCGACGGCAAUGUCGUAGUGGAUGAGGCGAAGCGACACUUCAAGAACAUGGAUGUGUAUACCAUCGAAGGUGGCAGCCAUACGCCGUGGAUUGAGCACAAGGACGAAAUUGUCACAGAGCUGUUGAGGUUCGUACAGAGAGUCACAGGUCCCGCCGCGUAG